Molecule: messenger RNA, 951 nt
Organism: Adineta ricciae
Lineage: Eukaryota; Metazoa; Rotifera; Eurotatoria; Adinetida; Adinetidae
Source: the annotation of a GenBank genome assembly
AUGGAUUCUUGGACCGAAGGCCAUACUGGUAUCCAUUUUAGGGGAGUCUUUCUCCAUCAUAUUGAUCAAAAUAAUGAAUUGUAUGUGUUUGUUCUUGGCUGCUAUCCAUACGACGAGGGUGAUCAGAAAGCUCCGACUAUUCGUACGUUUGUGGAGAAGUGUCUCGAGGAAUAUGGAUUGCAACUAAACAGUGAAAAAUAUGUGAUGAGUGAUAAUGAAAAUAAGAUGAAAAGUGCCUUCAACUUUCAAUGUAAACGCAUUGGAUGUAGUUCUCGCUACUUGAACAAACAAUUAGAACAUGCUUUCACCUCGGAGACAGUCGACAAACAACUAGUCAAUUGUGUUGAAGUUCAAACAUUGUUCACGCAUGUUAAAGCCUUAGUCACACAUACCUACAGUGAUACGAGAUUUAAUGGAGCUUUUUACAUGCUGAAUGUAUUCCUGAUGGUUUUUGACGAGUUGUUCCCUGUUAUCAACAGCACUCAUUUAGAAGAAUUUGCCAGUAUAAAUAAAGAUCUUCUUCAAGAAAUAUGUGAAUUCUUGAUUCCGUUUGAUACAGUGUUUCAAGAGUUAAGCGAAACAAAUAGACCCACUCUUCAUCGAGUAAUUCCAUUGCGUAAAUAUCUGCUCAAUUGCUGUGAAAUUCAACCCGAUGAUCAUAAUGGAAUUCGAAAACUGAAGAUAUUUUUAAAAAGACGGAUUGAAUGUUCAUGGAUUCUCACAGACGAACACUACCUUGCAACUAUCGUUCAUCCUAAAUUAAAAGACUUUCAAACAGGAUCACCGAGUGAUAGAGAAAAAGCAAUUCGUUUAUCAAAAGCUGCGAUUCAAAACCGAGCAAUCUCACAAUUGAUUUCUUCUUCAAGUUUGUCUCAAUCAUUCGAUCAAUCUUCGGCAAACAACUCUAUGUCCAGGAAAAAUAAUAAACCAUCCGAAAAAAGAACAUAUUAG